Molecule: messenger RNA, 1320 nt
Organism: Apodemus sylvaticus (European woodmouse)
Lineage: Eukaryota; Metazoa; Chordata; Mammalia; Rodentia; Muridae
Gene: Enpp7
Product: ectonucleotide pyrophosphatase/phosphodiesterase 7
Exons: 5
Coding region: 1-1320 (439 amino acids)
Source: RefSeq, a predicted model, not a curated record
AUGGGACACUCAGCUGUCCUCCUCUCCGUGGCUCUGGUCAUCCUCCCAGCCUGUGUUUCUGGGGCCCCUGUGCAAAGGCAGCAUAAGCUACUCCUCGUGUCCUUUGAUGGAUUCCGCUGGAACUAUGACCAAGAUGUGGACACCCCUCACCUGGACUCCAUGGCUCAGGACGGAGUGAGAGCUCGGUACAUGACUCCUGCCUUUGUCACCAUGACUAGCCCCUGCCACUUUACACUGGUCACUGGCAAAUACAUCGAGAACCACGGGGUGGUUCACAACAUGUUCUACAAUACCACCACCACGGUGAGGCUGCCCUACCACGCCACGCUCGGCAUCCAGCGGUGGUGGGACAACGGCAGCAUACCCAUCUGGAUCACAGCCCAGAGGCAGGGCUUAAAAACCGGCUCCUUCUUCUACCCCGGUGGGAACGUCACCUACCAAGGAGAGGCCGUGACCAUGAGCCGGAAAGAGGGUGUCCUACACAAUUACAAAAAUGAGACAGAGUGGAGACAGAACGUAGACACCGUGAUGAAGUGGUUCACAGAGGAGGACGCAUCCCUGGUCACUCUCUACUUUGGAGAGCCAGACUCCACUGGCCACAGGUAUGGCCCUGAGUCCCAGGAGAGGAAGGACAUGGUAAAACAGGUGGACAGGACCGUGGGCUACCUCCGGGACAGCAUCAAGCGCCACCAACUCACGGACAGCCUCAACCUGAUCAUCACAUCGGACCACGGCAUGACAACUGUGCAAAAGAACGCCAGUGACCUGGUCGAGUUCCACAAGUUCCCCAACUUCACCUUCCGGGACAUCGCGUUCGAGCUGCUAGACUAUGGGCCUAACGGGAUGCUGAUUCCCAAGGAGGGGAUGCUGGAGAAGGUGUACAGUGUCCUCAAGGAUGCCCACCCCAGGCUGCAUGUGUACAAGAAGGAGGACUUCCCGAAGACCUUUCACUACGCCAACCACCCCAGGAUCACACCCCUGCUCAUGUACAGUGACCUCGGCUACGUCAUCCACGGGAGGGUGAAUGUCCAGUUCAACAAUGGCGAACAUGGCUUCAACAACCAAGACAUGGACAUGAAGACCAUCUUCCGGGCCGUGGGUCCAAGCUUCAAGGCAGGCCUGGAGGUGGAACCCUUUGAGAGCGUCCAUGUGUAUGAGCUCAUGUGCCAGCUGCUGGGCAUCGUCCCCGAGCCCAACGACGGGCAUCCUGGCAUUCUGAGACCCAUGCUCCGAUCAGGAUCCGCUGUCCAGCUCAGCAGUCAGCACCACUUGGUGGCGCUGUUGAUGGGGGUCCUAACGUGUCUGACCAAGGUCAUUUAA